CGCAAUGAGGCUGCAACCUACCCCCAUCCUGCCCAUUUUGGCAACACUUUCCGCUCGGUGCUGCUCACCUUUGUGUCACUGGCCUGUGUGGCCGGCAUCGUCAUUGCUGCUGUUGUGGUCUUCUGUCUGCGCCAGCAUGCCAAGCAGCGGGAGAAAGAGCGGUUGGCAGGGCUGGGGCCAGAGGGAGCGACCGACAGCACCUAUGAAUACCAGGAGCUCUGCCGACAGCACAUGGCUACCAAGUCCCUCUUUGGCCGUGCAGAAACCCCUCCACCCCCUGCUCCUGCCGAAAAUUCUCGCGUCAGCAGUGUCUCCUCACAAUUCAGCGAUGCACCCCAGGCCAGUCCCAGCUCCCACAGCAGCACACCAUCUUGGUGUGAAGAGCCUGUGCAGUCCAACAUGGAUAUCUCCACUGGGCACAUGAUUCUGGCAUAUAUGGAGGACCAUCUACGUAAUCGUGAUAGGCUGGCUAAAGAGUGGCAAGCACUGUGUGCAUACCAAGCAGAACCAAACACUUGUGAUGCUGCCCAGCGUGAAGCCAAUGUCAAGAAGAACCGCAACCCAGAUUAUGUGCCCUAUGAUCACACACGCAUCAAGUUGAAAAUGGAAUGCAACCCAUCGCGGAGUGACUUCAUUAAUGCCAGCCCCAUUAUUGACCAUGAUCCACGGAUGCCAGCAUACAUUGCAACGCAAGGUCCAUUGUCCCACACCAUUGCUGAUUUUUGGCAGAUGGUAUGGGAAAAUGGUUGCACGGUCAUUGUCAUGCUCACCCCACUCGUGGAAGAUGGCGUCAAGCAAUGUGACCGCUAUUGGCCCGAUGAGGGAUCCUCACUUUACCACAUCUAUGAGGUGAACCUUGUCUCAGAGCACAUCUGGUGCGAGGAUUUCCUGGUGCGCAGUUUCUACUUGAAGAAUGUGCAGUCACAGGAGACACGGACUCUAACGCAAUUUCACUUCCUGAGCUGGCCAGCAGAGGGCAUCCCUACCACCACUAGGCCUCUUCUUGACUUCCGCAGGAAGGUGAACAAAUGCUACCGGGGACGCUCAUGUCCAAUCGUCGUGCACUGCAGUGAUGGCGCAGGAAGGACUGGAACAUACAUUCUUAUUGACAUGGUUUUAAACCGAAUGGCAAAAGGUGUGAAGGAGAUAGAUAUUGCAGCCACUUUGGAGCACGUGAGGGACCAGAGACCAGGUGUGGUACAGACUAAGGACCAGUUUGAAUUUGCACUGACAGCCGUGGCAGAGGAAGUGAAUGCCAUCCUGAAGGCUCUGCCCCAAUGAAGCCUCUAUUCAGCAUAGCCCAACUUGGUGAUUCCCCAACCUGACUCUUUGCCUCUGCUGUUGCCGUGUUCUUGCCUGGGGUGUUUUCCCUUUACCAUGUGUCAUCUCCAUGUGGUUCACCAUGGCUGCAUUUAAUUGCCCUGUGGAAAUGUUGGCCCCUUGCCUACCUGCCCAAUUGGGUCUCAUCCAUCCAACAUUUUAUAACCCUCCUCAUGCUGCUAAGGCCUAUUCCACCCUGGUCUCUCUGGAAGCAGCCCUUGGUGGAUAGAAGAGUUGGGUCCCCUUUCUAGACAGCCAGGUCACCUCUAGUAUGAGAGGAUGUGCCAUGGAGCAAUACAGGGGCUGCAGUCCAAAGGAGAGUUAGCCCCUCCUUGUGAGAUGCAUUAAAGACCAGUUUUCUGAAGUGCCUACUUUAUGUUUACGGGCAUUGGUCAAAGCAAGUAGAUUUGCAAUGGGAGGGCUGUGGGCCCAUUUCUAUUUUCUAUUCAGUGUCCUGCUUAGCCCUAAUGCCCACAUGAAUGAGUAGAAAUGGUAAUGCCUUAGCAGAAGCUAGGUUACGUCUAUUGCCAGUUUUCAUCCUUCUUCCAUUCUUCUCUCUCUAAAUUUUACCGCCUGAUCCUGUGCCCACAGCAGGAGAAGAACCUAACACUGCUUCUGCGCUCAUUGUUGUCCCAUUGUUGUCGUCCUUCUCCGUUUCCUGCAGGCCUGGAGCCAAGCCUAGUCACGGCCAUUUGCUCCCUUCCCUAAAUGGAGGAAGGGAACAUCAAGGGAGAUGGCCCACAGCUGCUAAUUGCUGUGUUGUCUCCCUACUUUCUCCUGGGUGUUACUUAUCACAAAGAGACAUUUCUAGAGAAUCUAAUUUUGUAUUUGAUGUGAAUAAAGGUUUUGUGUCGCGUUUGUGCAGCUGCA
Molecule: messenger RNA, 2190 nt
Organism: Thamnophis sirtalis
Lineage: Eukaryota; Metazoa; Chordata; Lepidosauria; Squamata; Natricidae
Source: RefSeq, a predicted model, not a curated record